AAGGAUCCUUAUUUUUUUCAGAAAUAAAAAAUGUCUUGUCAAGUUAUUUCCAGAAGAGAAUUGAAUGCGGGACGAAAUCUUUUUCUUUCUGAGGUUCGAUCUAGUUCCCCUGAAGCCUGGAGAAGAACUAUCUAUGCAUCUCCAAAACAUAUGAGACGAAGAAAUGUUUACGACAAGACGAACAGUUUCUGGAAGUUAGUCCAGGUAGAGGAAGAUAAAAGUAAUCUGAAUCCUGCGCAAAAUAUUGACAUUCUGCGCAAAAAGGUGUCCUUGUUUGGAUCGGCUCAGUCUAUAUUGAGUACUCCGGGUCUACCUUUAAACUCGUAUCCUUCUCCAAGAACAGCUAGACGGUUGAAAGAGGGAAUUGGUUCUAAGGAAGCUAGAAAGAUAAAAGUAGGAUCUCUUUGUUCAGAACAUAAUUGGUCUUGUGUUGAAAAUCAAAGAUCUCGGAGACUCGGCUUCAUCAAGCAUACAGAAAAGAUAAAGGUGGUUGAGUUUGUAGAUAGCUGGGAUACGCUAUGCCUAGAGCAAUGCUGUAAACUGUACAAUUCUAAACUGUUCUCAUGUACUCAGAAGUGUUGCUGGAGAAAGGAAAGAAAAAGUGAAAAGGGGAUUUGUAUUCAUCCCUGUUGUGCCAACCUUGAGGUUGAAGUAUAUGAUACUGGAGUUUAUACUCAACUAAAUGAGAAUAUAGAACCCGUGUUGGGGUUUCUUAAACAUGGGCAUGGAUUUAGAAUUGAGGAUAAACUGCUGUAUCCUGUAAAUACUGGGGAUGAUCUUUGCCUUGACGCCUGUUGUCUAUACGAUAAUAUGCUUAUAUUUGAGGCAACAGAUUGGAGGAUUCCUUCCACUAUUGGAGUUAAAGAAACAGCUAGUGGAGUUGAAGAAACAGCUAGUGGAGUAAAAGAAAAAGCUAGUGGAGUAAAAGAAAAAGCUAGUGGAGUAAAAGAAAAAGCUAGUGGAGUAAAAGAAGCAGCUAAUGAAGUAAAAAAAUAAAGCUAGUCAUGAUUAAACAUUAUGUAAAGGAGAAAAUUAAUGUUUGUGUUUGAAUUCUGCAUAAGAAAUAUAAAUUUAGCUUUUGCUUCAAAUCUGAUUUUCUAGCCCCUAUCCUUGCAACCCAAUGUCUUAGGCCUUAGAUAUAUCAAAAUAUGAAUUCUGUUAGAUCAGAUAUUCUAAGUUUUAAAUAUCAAGGCUUGCAUCAUCAGGAAAAUUUGAGGAAAUUGAAAAUUUAAUUCUUUUACAUCAAAAAAGAAAUCUGUUAAACUUAAAGGAACUGUAACUUCGUAAAUGUGAUUUCAAGUGACCCUCCAGUCCAUGCAAUGAUGACA
Messenger RNA from Eurytemora carolleeae, 1328 nucleotides. RefSeq lists its product as uncharacterized. The record is from RefSeq and is a predicted model, not a curated record. The transcript has 13 exons. Lineage: Eukaryota; Metazoa; Arthropoda; Copepoda; Calanoida; Temoridae. The coding region runs from base 31 to 996 and encodes 321 amino acids.